Messenger RNA from Esox lucius (northern pike), 4280 nucleotides. It is a transcript of the gene ulk4, whose product is annotated as unc-51 like kinase 4. NCBI's taxonomy places the organism in Eukaryota, Metazoa, Chordata, Actinopteri, Esociformes, Esocidae. The coding region runs from base 223 to 4224 and encodes 1333 amino acids. Gene Ontology annotation, biological process: protein phosphorylation. The record is from RefSeq and is a predicted model, not a curated record. The transcript is spliced from 38 exons. Gene Ontology annotation, molecular function: protein kinase activity; ATP binding.
CUAGUCCUCUUCCCUUCCCAAACUAUACUGCAAUAGUAUUACUUUCAGGAUGGUGGACGGUGAGAAGGGUGGUACUGCAACAGUCUGAAGAAUGAGAUGAUCCAAAAGUGUUUCCGGAAACAAACUUCGCGCUUUGAGUUUGAAAGGAAGUUGUAAGGCUGUUUGACUGUGCGCGAAGCUAACUUUGGAUGUCCAUCUGUUGCUUCUAAAUAACCGUUGACGAUGGAAAACUUCAUCCUCUAUGAGGAAAUUGGAACAGGAAGCAAGUCUGUGGUUUAUAAGGGGAGAAGGAAAGGAAGCAUCAAUUUUGUUGCAAUUAUUUGCAGCGACAAGUCAAAAAAACCUGAAAUUACAAACCAUGUGAGGUUAACCCACGACUUAAAACACGAGAAUGUGGUAACCUUCUAUGAGUGGUAUGAAACCAGUAACCAUCUUUGGAUCGUGGUGGAGCUGUGCACAGGGGGUUCGCUGGAGGCAGUCAUCGCACAGGAUGAAUGCCUGUCAGAAGAUGUAGUGAGGGAUUUUGGCAUCAAUAUGGUCAAAGGUUUGAGAUACAUACAUGAUGCUGGCAUCGUGUUCUCCGACCUCAGUCCUUCCAAGAUCCUGCUGGAUGGUCCUGGCACAUUGAAGUACUCUAACUUCUGUCUGUCUAAAGCCGAGGGGGAGAAUUUGGAGGAGUUUUUUGCUUUAGUCACAGCAGAAGAAACAGAUGGAGGGUACAGCAGAGAAAAUACAUCUAGAAGAAAUAUCAAAAACAGAAUCCAAGGGUCUCCAAUAUACUGUGCGCCAGAGGUGGUCAAUGGAGGGGACUUGACUGUCAGUAGUGAUCUGUGGGCUCUGGGAUGUAUAUUCUAUGAGAUGUUUUCAGGGAAACCGCCAUUCUUCUCCGAGACCUUCUCUGUGCUGAUUGAGCUGAUAUUACACAUGGAUCCCCCGUCUCCUAUGCAAAGGGGGGUGUCCCUCUGCAAGCCUUCAGAAGAGUUCCAAUCCUUGAUUAAAGGCCUGCUUGAAAAAGACCCCCAGAAGAGGAUGAACUGGACUCAGUUACUGGCCCACCCAUUCUGGAAAGGAGCGUUUUCUGAGGUCCAUACCAGCUUGGAGGAUGAUGUCUCAUUCAGUUCCAGUGUGGAGAGGCGAAGAGUCUGCUCCUCUAGCCAGUCAUCAGCAGUGAGAUCAGUCUCAGUCUCCUCCCUGGGUCCAGGAGAGGAGUACAGGGGGACUCUGGGAGGGACUGCAGGGGGCGAGGAGCCUGUCUGUAUGCACCCCAACAAAUCAUUCCGAUUAGACAAUCUGACGGAGCUUAGACCAAAGAGUGCGUUGGACAAAGAUGCUAGGGAAUCCAUAUUUCUCCUCAGCUCUCGUCCAAGAAUGAGUUGCAGGGCAGGAGAUACAUCUGACAAGUCACCGUUACCUCAACACAGUGUGGUGGUCAGUGGUCUAACUGGCUUCAGAUCCUGUAUUAAGGACCUGGUGUACACUGACUCUGACCUGACUGUCACACCGAUUAUGGACAACCCCAAGAUUCAGAAGACUGCUCCCGUGCGAUAUGACCCAAAGACGUUGUGUGUCCCGGCGUACUCAGCGGAGAAGCUGUCCUGUAUGAGCCCAGAGGACUGGAGGAAGUUUCUGCAGCUGUUGGGCUCCUCUCUGGAGGCCCCUGAUGACAAGACCACACCAGGGGCCCGCUCCAGACUCAACCUCCUGUGCUAUCUGUGUGUCAUCGCUGCCCACAAGGACACAGCCACCAGGAUCGUCCACUCCCGCCUGUUCCCUGUGCUGACCCAGCAGCUGCGAAUUUCACCUAACUGGGACGUGAAGACCAGGGUGAUGCGAGUUCUGGGUCUGUUGGCGUCCCACUGCAGUGAACUCCGAGAGGAGGCCCCUGUCAUCGAGGCUGUUGCCAUGUUCAUUGAGCUGAUCAGGGAAAACUUCAGGAACAGCAAACUGAAGCAGUGCUUGCUGCCGCCUCUAGGGGAGCUACUGUACCUCAUUGCCACACAGGAGGAGAAGAAAGAGCACCCAGGAGAGCUGUGGGUCGUUCCUGCUGCCGCCUACACAGUGUUAAUGAGGUGCCUUCGGGAAGGGGAGGAGCUGGUGGUGAACCACAUAGCAUGUAAGAUCGUGGAGAACGUGUGCACCACCCUGUCCCACCACGCCCAAGGCUUCAUCACCGUGGAGAUCGGCCCCAUGCUCUGGUACCUGUUCACUCACUCCACCGUCGACUCACUACGGGUCAGCGCCAUCUCCGCCCUGUGCAGAAUCACCCGCCACUCAGUCGGCGCCUUCCAGAGUGUGAUUGAAAAGGUGGGGCUGCCGGCCAUCCUGGCCAGGCUGGUGUCAGGCAUCAGCCGUGUCCAGCAGAACCUACUCACCAUGUUCACCGCCAUGCUGUCUUCUGGGGCCCACGCACACCUCCACAGGCUGGUGCAGGAGCGGGACUUUGUGUUGAAGAUAAUGCGUUCCCUGGAGAGCCCGUCGUCCAUCAUCAGAGCCAAGGCCUUCCUGGUUCUCCUGCAGGUCCUGUCCAGUAACAGGGACAUGCUGCUGCUCUGUUGCAACUCCAGGCUGGUGAUGUACAUUGAAAGAGACAUCAGAAAGGCCACACCAGGGAAAGAGCAACAAAGCAACAAUGAAUACCUGUCAAAAUGCCUGGAUCUGCUCAUUCGUCACAUGGUGCUGGAGCUGCCAGACAUUCUGGAUGACAUGCUGUCUGCCCUGGGGAGUGUGGUCGGCAGGAAGCACCCCUCCACUGUCCAGGCCAAGCAGCUGAAGCAGAGUUUGCCCAUGAUGACUGUGGUGCUCCAGCUCCUAACUUCACAGAUAUUCAGGCCACAGGUUCUGACUGAGGAGUUUCUCUUGAAAUUUGGAGCAUUGCUGAAUCACAUAACAUCCAUUGAUGCCAGUGAGACCAGUCUGGGCAGUGCAAUAGGACAAGUUGGUUCUGAGGAACUGAUCAGGAAUACUCUGUCGGCUGUGGAAGCCAUCACCCAGCACCCAGCCCUGCUGACGCCCCAUCACGGCACUGUUGUUGACUGCAUUCUUCCUCCACUGACUUCCCUAGCCUUCAGUGAAAAUGUGGAGUGGCGUGUCGUCAGCCUGCGGGUUCUGUCGGAGAUCGCACUGCUGCUGCUGAGUCAAGAGGCCGUGGAGGAGGGAGAGAGAGCGGAGGAGCAGGGGGAGAGAGAGGAGGAGGAGAGGAGAAACGGAGAGGAGGAGAGGGAAAGAGUGUGCAACUCUUCAACCGGCAGACUUCUGACUCUCAUUACCCAAGCCCUUCUUCCACAGUAUGAGUCCCUGCUGUUGGAGCCUGAUCCAGUACCAGUCUACGCUCUCAAACUACUGGUGGCCCUGACAGAGCACAGUACCCCUGUCAACAGGCUGGUCAGAGACAGCAGGAUACUUCCAGCCAUCUUUCAAGUCAUUGCAGAGCACCAGGGCAACCUGUUGGGCGGAACCAUGCAGAAUGCCACGGCCCUCCUCAGCAAUCUGACUGGACCGAAGGAUGCCGACCUACAACCCUUCUACCAGCAAGGUCUGGUGGAGGUGGUCUGCAGUGUCUUCAGCCAGGCGGCCAUCCUGUACGCCGAGAUGGAGGAGAGCCCCGGGAAGAGGAGUAGCCACGUCCUCCUGCUGGCUCUCCUGGACACCCUGCAUAAUGUACUGAAGAGCACCUCCUAUGUGGUGCGCCUCGCCGUCCAGACACAGACGGCUGAUUCCCAGGAGGAGACGCAAGCUGCUGAGGAACUCCUUCUCAUCAACAGACCUCUGACAGGACUCACCUCCCUGCUCAUUCAGAUGCUGCCGUGUGGUGACGUGGAGGUGUACGAGGAGGCCAGCCAGUGCCUGUCCCUGCUGAUGCAGCUGUACGGCGGGGACGGCCCCUCGGCCCUCUGCCCGCUGAACCUCCAGAGACUCAGCCAGACGCUACAGCUCCAGACACAGCCCAGGCAGCAGAGACUGCUGCUCCGCAUCAUCAGGCGCCUGAUCACAGCUACAACAGACAGUUUGUGGUGCGGCACGGCGGAGGGUCAAGAGCUGGUCCAUGUUCUUCAGAGACUGAGUCACGCUGCCAGGUGUGUUUCCAACAGUCUCCCGCUCCCUCCUCACUCUGUAGAUCUGCAGCUUUGUCAUCGGGGCUCUGCUUUGAUCCAUUCAUGUGGGAGGCCAGGGCAGGGUUGUGCGAUGAAAGAUUCCUUGAGCCGUUGCGUCUGGAACCGGGGAUAGUGGCCCAUUGUUGGGCUGCUAGAGGCCUCUCACCCCUCCCUCUCGUUCUGCUCACC